UUUCAAGGAAAACACAAGAAACCUGCGACAAAUCUGGCGUUUAUGGUCUAAAAACAUUGCCUUCAAAGAUCGGUACAUAACGGUUAACUCACAUGAAUAUAUAAUGCAUUUACAAUACUUUUGGGAAAAAUGCAAGGAAAAACUUGAAAUUGAAAUACCAUUGUCAUGGAGUAUGGCACAGCUCAAGUAUCUUUUACCGAAGAUGGCAUAUCGGAGGACUGCCAAACAGCUGACUACGGCGGAUUCAGGCACCCACAUUUCUCCAUGGGCGACAAACAACUUACCAUUGUACACUUCAACGAUGUGUACAAUGUCGAGUCAUCGAAUCAGGAACCGGUUGGCGGUGCCGCCCGGUUUGUGACAGCUGUAGAAAAGUUCCGACAUCUGAACCCGAUGGUCGUCUUCAGUGGAGACAUAUUCAGUCCCAGUCUCCUGAGCACGUUUGCUCGGGGCGACCAUAUGAUUCCUGUUCUAAAUCGCCUUGAAGUGCACGUAGCAGUGUAUGGGAAUCACGACUUCGAUUUCGGUCUGGACUCGUGCAUGGCUCUGACGGCGGAGACGUCGUUUCCCUGGCUGCUCUCCAACGUUCGGAACAUGGAGACGCAGCGGCCCCUGGCUGAGGGACGCAUCACCUACGUCACGCGCUGGAACGGCAUCAAACUCGGCUUCAUGGGUCUGGUGGAAUACGAAUGGCUGGAGACCCUGUCUACCAUCAAUCCUGACGAAGUACAAUACAUAGACUAUGUGGAGAUGGGUAACAAGCUGGCUGCGAAACUACGGAGUGAGGGCUGUGAGCUGGUGAUCGCUCUAACUCAUAUGCGGACCUUCAACGACCUGCGGCUGCUGAGAGAGUCAGAAGGCAUCGACCUGAUCCUGGGCGGCCACGAUCACGACUACGAAAUUCAUACGGCGCCAGACUCGAAGUGCGCUCUGAUCAAGUCGGGUACCGAUUUUCGGGAGUUCUCUGUACUGGAGCUGACCCACCUGCCGAGAGGCGGGUGGACCCACACCGUUCAGCGGAUAGAGGUCACCGCACAGUACGAGGAGGACGCCAAACUCAAGGAGGAUCUGCAGCCCUUCAUCGACAUGUCGGAGACGAAGCUAGAGGAUGUUGUCGGCCAUUUUGAAGUCGACUUGGAGGGUCGCUUCAGCAAGGUUCGCUCAGAGGAAACGAACCUGGGCAAUUUCUGUGCGGACGUCAUUCUCGCUGCCAUGAAUGCCGACUGCGUCAUCCUCAACUCGGGCACCCUGCGGAGUGACCGGGUCCACCCAGCUGGUGACUUCACCAUGCGAGAUCUGGUCACCAUAGCUCCAUUCAUGGAUGGCCUCUGCCUGCUGCACGUCACAGGCGCCGUGCUGUGUGAGGCGGUGGAGAACUCUGUCUCCAUGUACCCCCGGCUGGCGGGCAGGUUCCCCCAGGUGUCCGGCAUGUCCUUUGUCUUUGACCCGGACAAGCCGCCCGGACAGCGGGUGGAUCCCAGGCUUGUGAAGGUGGGCGACAUGUUCAUACAGCCGGAUCAGCUGUACAAGGUGGCCACCAAGGAGUACAUGCACCAGGGCAGGGACGGGUUCACCUGCUUCGUCGACGCCAAAGUGCUGCAAGACGAGGAGCAGAGUCCGCAGCUGCGAACGGCAAUAGUGAACCAUUUCGACUCGAUCAAUCGCCUGCGGGGCUACUGCGGCCCGCAGGCAGCGCUAAGCGCCCACCGCCAGUCCAUAGUCUCCAUUUCACGGAGGAACAGCCGUCUGCGCAGUUCGAUGGAGGUUUCUGGGUUCGUCGGCCCGAGUCGACUCUCUCCCGACGCAACAGCGUCCAGUUCAGCUCCCUGCCGCCCGAGACACCGAUGCAGCGGAGGAGUUCGAUCCACUCUGCCAGCGUGCUGAGCACCCACGCCAUCAUGGAGCGACUGUACAGCGUUAGCGAUGACGAUCAG
Molecule: messenger RNA, 1934 nt
Organism: Amphibalanus amphitrite
Lineage: Eukaryota; Metazoa; Arthropoda; Thecostraca; Balanomorpha; Balanidae
Product: snake venom 5'-nucleotidase-like
Exons: 15
Coding region: 166-1884 (572 amino acids)
Biological process (GO): nucleotide catabolic process
Molecular function (GO): hydrolase activity
Source: RefSeq, a predicted model, not a curated record